AUGGUGGAUUUUCUCAAAACGCCGUCGUUUGAAUGGAAGGCGGGCCAGCUUGUAGUAGCAACCCUCUUGGUGAUGAUGGCUUCUUUCUACACAGGCACUCUCUUCAGCAGCAAUUCAUCUUUCCUCUACGCUCCACACAAACAGCACAGCGUACAACAAACACAAGCGCCCAGUGCCAAUGAUUCCGCAUCAGCCUCUGGUUUGUUUAGAAAUAAAGUUGUUCUUACAUAUAGAACAUCACCACUUAGGAUCCCAGAAACAGGGAUGAACAUAUGCCCCUUAAAAUACAACGAAUAUAUUCCUUGCCACGACAUUUCCUACAUCAAAGAAUUACUGCCGAAAUUAGACCUUUCGAGAAAAGAGGAGCUUGAGAGGCAUUGUCCUCCCUUUGUUGGGCGACUGUUUUGUUUAGUUCCACCACCAAAUGACUAUAAGAUACCGAUAAGGUGGCCCACCAGUAGGGACUAUGUUUGGCGGAGUAAUGUGAACCAUACGCAUCUUGCAGAGGUUAAAGGAGGACAAAAUUGGGUGCAUGAGAAGGAUAAGCUAUGGUGGUUUCCUGGUGGAGGUACUCAUUUCAAGCAUGGAGCUCCUGAGUAUAUUGAAAGGUUAGGGAAUAUGACAACUAAUUCGACCGGCGAUCUUCGUGAUGCGGGCAUAUUUCAAGUUCUAGACGUUGGUUGUGGAGUAGCUAGUUUUUCUGCUUAUCUUCUUCCCUUAAAUAUACAAACUAUGUCCUUUGCUCCAAAAGAUGGCCACGAAAAUCAAAUUCAGUUCGCUUUAGAGAGAGGAAUUGGGGCCAUGAUCUCGGCUUUAUCCACUAAACAGCUGCCAUACCCUGGAAACUCUUUUGAGAUGGUGCAUUGUUCAAGAUGCCGUGUUGAUUGGCACGAGAAUGAUGGUAUCCUAAUAAAAGAAGUGGAUCGUUUAUUGCGGCCAGACGGAUAUUUUGUCUACUCAGCUCCUCCUGCCUACAGAAAAGACAAAGAUUUCCCACUAAUUUGGGAUAAGUUGGUGAAUUUGACUUCUGCUAUGUGCUGGAAACUUAUUGCCCGUCAAGUGCAGACAGCAAUCUGGAUUAAGCUCGAUGACAAUUCAUGUCUCCAGCAAAAGGCUCAGCAUAAGCUCAUUAGUAUAUGUGAUUCUACUCAUGAAGAUGAACCUUCAUUUCAGAAGCCAUUGAGGACAUGUAUUUCAGAACGUGUUUCGAAAAAACUCCCUCCAAAACCACAGCGUCUUUCUGAAUACUCGUCGACCCUCAUUAAGCUAGGUAUUGGUCGAGAGAGAUUUUUAUCCGAUACAAUAUACUGGCAAGAUCAGGUUCGUCACUACUGGAGAUUGAUGGGAGUUGAUGAGAAGGAAAUACGGAAUGUGAUGGAUAUGAAUGCAUUUCUUGGUGGAUUUUCUGUUGCCUUAAGCACUUGGCCUGUGUGGGUAAUGAAUGUAGUUCCCAUUAGCACGAAAAAUACUUUACCUGCCAUUUUGGACCGGGGGCUAAUCGGUGUUUCUCAUGACUGGUGUGAGCCAUUUUCGACAUAUCCGCGCACGUAUGAUUUGUUGCAUGCCAACCGUCUUUUCUCGAACUACAAAAACCGUGAAGAAGGUUGUUUGUAUGAGGAUAUCAUGUUAGAGAUGGAUCGCAUGUUGCGACCUCAGGGGUACAUAAUUAUUAGAGGUGAAGACGAUACUGUAAUUUCAAGAAUUAAAGAUCUUGCUCCCAAGUUUCUGUGGGACACUCAGCUGCAGUUUCUGGAAGAUGAUCAGAAAAGAAUGGAAUCAGUCUUAUUUUGUAGAAAGAAGUUCUGGGCUAUUCUCUAA
Molecule: messenger RNA, 1818 nt
Organism: Striga hermonthica
Lineage: Eukaryota; Viridiplantae; Streptophyta; Magnoliopsida; Lamiales; Orobanchaceae
Source: the annotation of a GenBank genome assembly